This is a messenger RNA of Paramisgurnus dabryanus, 2483 nucleotides long. Lineage: Eukaryota; Metazoa; Chordata; Actinopteri; Cypriniformes; Cobitidae. The record is from RefSeq and is a predicted model, not a curated record.
AUGCUCCUGAGAAAGAAAAGAGGAAGCUGGGAGUUUCAACCUGAUGAGAGGGCAGAUCAUCACUCUGAGGAGUUUUUAGACAGCUUGGCCCAAAGAAUACCUAAUGGGCAGAAAGAGGACUGUUUUGAGGACACUGGUCGGUGUGAAGAUAUGAUGGCAGACAGCUGUAGGCAACACAGAAAGCAUGUGUUGUUUGUGCUGAGUGAGGCAGGUAAGCCCAUCUACUCACGCUAUGGAAGUAAAGAAGCUCUCUCCUUCACCAUGGGUGUCAUGAUGCCGCUGGUCUCUUUCAUUCAGGCUGGAGGCAACACCAUCAGGUCAGUUUUUUCAGAUGACUGAACGAUUCUCUUUCUGCAGAAGGGGCCGUUGGUGUUGGUAUGUCGGCAAUCCGAACAACAGCUCUGUAGCGAGUUUGUCCAUGUUUACUAUCAGAUCGUCAGCAUGCUUGCCCAGGCCUGCAUAAACCACAUCUUUAAACACAGCAAGAACUACGACCUGCGGCGUCUGCCGUUCGGCUCAGAAAAGGUUCUCAUUCAGGAGAAAAUGGUUUUGGAGGAUGCUAGGUUAAAACCCACAGACCUCCACCUCCUCUUCAACCUCAUCAGGGCUUCCUUUGCCUUCCAGGCCGGAGAGAUAUGGAUGCCCGUCUGCCUGCCCUUGUUCAGACAUGACUGCUACUUUUAUGUGUCAUAUCUUGACCCUCCUGAAUGUUGUGUCUGUCUCGUAAUUUUGUCUACAGAUAAGGAAGAAUUGUAUGCAUUGGCAGAGUGCAAGAAGAAAAUUGAGUAGGCUGUCACGACCCAGAAUGCUUUGCAGUGUGUGGCAAACACUCAGAUGUACUGUGUUAACAAUAUCGGUGUGGCUAAUCUAAAACACUUCCUGUACAAACCUUCUAAAGUGUCAGAACAGUGUAGUCAACUCCCACGCUUCAUUUGGUAAGUGGCUUAAUGGACAUCAAAGUCAGGAUGGAGUUAAAAAAGGAUCCUUCUCAGGCCCCACAUGCAUAAUAUUACAGAAGUAAAAUAGGUUGCGAAUGCUGUUAAUUGUUGUCUUUAAUGCCUUGGGACUGAGAAACUACUGUAUAUAAUCCAAAGCAGCAUUGCACCAAUAUUAGACUCAUUUGGCUCAUUCAAAGCCCCUUUAGCUCAUGUUGAACCAAAUCAGUGAUUCUUUUGCCAUCAAAGACACCAGAUGGGACUCUAUGAUGGCCUAUUAGCCAGUAUUUCCAAAUUCUGUGAAAGAUUAAACCACAGUGUUAUGAAUCCCACAACCGUAAAUGCUUGAUUAAGUUAAUCACAUAUCUGAAAUGUUUCAGUGCAGAGAUGUAAGAUGCCUUCUAUGUACAAAUACAAGCAAAUUAGCCCAACUAACUGAUCAUCAAAGCGCUGAAACCAGAGAGACAUCAAGUCAUGGGUUACAUAAAAGAAGCCUGUGGUGAGGAUAUUAGAGCAGCUUUGUAUAAACCAUGUCUAUUUAUACUUGACAGUGCACUGUGUUUUUUCAUAUGGUUUGUGUUGACAGCCUAUGUUUACAUGCAAUGUUUCCAUGUGAUGCAUAUCUACUGCUGCUAUUUGUGUUUGUCUUAGUGAAAAAGUCCCAGGUAUUGUUUCUGUCUGUUGCUGCUGAUAAACACCAGUCACACCACCAGAAAAUAAGCCAUCGGGUGUCCCAAUGUGUAGUGAGCAAUGAGGUCCUUACGAGUGUAAACAAUAUAUUAAUUCACAACCAAGGGAACUAAUUAAGACACACCCCAGGUUAUAAUCGAUGAUAUUAGCAUGCUAUGUGACUUUCUCUUCUAACUUUAAUCAGUCCAGAGAUACAGAAGCCAGGAGGAGAGGAUACAUCUACUGGACCUGUAUCACAACAUGCACAGGAGUAUCCACAGUGGCUCACAGCCUUUGAAACUAAUUUACCAUUCGACAGACAGAGAAACGAUGCUGGCAUGUGUAUUUUCCCCUAUCUUUAGUGUCCAUGCAAAUAGUCUCUUUGUUUUAUCCUUGCUUGCAACAUGCAUUUAAUCUGAAACAUUGAUGAAAGCUUGAAAAGGCCUUUUAAAUGCUUCACAUUUUUACUUCUUUACUCUCCUGAUUUGUGUUGUACACCUUAAAAAACGAUUUGUUAUUAAAGUAGCCUAAUUAGAUUAAACACGAAAAAACUCUACACUUAACAUAAAAUUUAAGUUACCAGGUGAACUUAAAUGUAUGCAAAAAUAAAAUGAAAAAACAUAAGUAAUGCCAACUACUAUAACAAUUGUGUCAAAAUUAAGUAAAUCUAGCGUAACAUUUUAAGUAUCUAAAGAGCAAAUUUCCCAUGAUGCUUUUCCAGCCAAAAAUUCUGACAUCUCUUGUAGCCAUUUUGUUGAAGCACAUGCACUGUAAAAAAAUCCAACUUCAAAAUGUUCUUAAAGAUAAUUAAGUAACAAAGUUUUUCUUGUUGAAAGGCGUCAAUUCAUUAUUUUUUGUUCACUGAAUGAAAUAAGCAUA